Messenger RNA from Nicotiana attenuata, 1223 nucleotides. RefSeq names its product thymidylate kinase-like. Gene Ontology annotation, cellular component: nucleus; cytoplasm; cytosol. Gene Ontology annotation, molecular function: ATP binding; dTMP kinase activity. Gene Ontology annotation, biological process: dUDP biosynthetic process; dTTP biosynthetic process; dTDP biosynthetic process. The record is from RefSeq and is a predicted model, not a curated record. Bases 176 to 946 code for a protein of 256 amino acids. The transcript is spliced from 6 exons. Lineage: Eukaryota; Viridiplantae; Streptophyta; Magnoliopsida; Solanales; Solanaceae.
GGAGGGGACAUUUGCAAAUUACAAGUUUCAUAAAUUGGAGGGAAGCCUACAAUUGACCCUUCAUAUAAAAACCCUAGACGCGCGAACAAAUUGAGACGUUGCGCGGGAAAUUUCGGCGACGAAAACACGAGGAGCGAUAAUUUUCGCAAAAUUGAAUAGUAGGUUUAAUGGUGAGAUGAGAUAUGACUGCACUUUCACCAUCAGCAAGGCUUUAAAAUUUGGUGUAGUAGUGGCUCAGGGUUCAUUGAAGUUUAGUUUGAAUUUGAAGUUACCUUUCAAGCCUUCAAGAAAUAUUCAUAUGGAAAACAAAGAAAACAGCAGUUCAAGAGGUGCCUUAAUUGUUUUAGAAGGGCUUGACCGCUGUGGGAAGACUUCACAAUCUAGCAGACUAUACAAGUACCUUGAUGAGCAAGGAUAUUCAGUUGAAUCAUGGAGAUUUCCUGACAGGAAUACAGGUGUUGGGCAAAUGAUUUCUUCUUAUCUUGCUAACCAGGCGCAUUUGGAUGACCAUGCGAUCCAUCUUCUAUUCAGUGCAAAUCGUUGGGAGAAGAGGAUGUUGAUGGAGGAAAAGCUGAGGAGUGGAACUACUCUCAUUGUUGAUCGCUAUUCUUAUUCUGGAGUAGCAUUCUCAUCUGCCAAGGGACUUCAUACUGAAUGGUGUAAGGCUCCAGAGAUAGGGUUGUUAGCUCCAGAUCUAGUUGUAUACCUUGACAUAUCACCUGAGAAAGCCGCAGAGAGGGGAGGUUAUGGAGGUGAGAGAUAUGAGCAGCUUGAGUUUCAAAAAAAGGUCGCCAAGUCUUAUUUGACUCUUCAUGAUUCCUCGUGGAAGGUUAUUGAUGCAACCCUUCCUGUUGAAGAUAUAGAGGAAAAGCUCAGAGAAAUCGUAUUAGACUCCAUGACGAUAUGCCAAAAAGGGAAACCAUUGUCUCAAUUAUGGUCAUCGUAGGUCUAGUGUGCUGAAUAUCGCCAUGAAUAUGCAAGUCCCUCUGUAACAUGUCUCCUUUUAGUUUGAGUUUGGCAUAUAUUUAUCUUCUCAGCCAUUCCCUUGUUAAUGUGGAAGUACUUUGUCUUAUAGAUCCCUGUAUACCAGCUUGCUGUGAGUUGAAUUUUCUCCACAUUUUUUGGAGUGUGUGUAUCUGGAUUAAGUCGUGAUAUUAUGGAGUCACCUUCUUCUGUCGAUUGAAAUUUGCAUGUUUUGAUGAUGUUAAAGCCAAAAUUUCUUU